AUGCUUGAGACCUACUGGAACCUCACUGCUAUUGGCUAUAAUUUGGAAGUCCAUCAUACUGAAGAACAACAUCAAACUUCUAGACGUCAUGAAAGGCAUGAAAGAAGUCAUACUGGAGAGAAACCUUAUGAAUGUAACCAAUGUGGUAAAGCUUUUUCAAAUCACAGUAAUCUCCAAAGACAUAAAAGAACACAUACUGGAGAGAAACUUUAUGAAUGUGAUCAAUGUGGUAAAGCCUUUUCACAAAACAGUAGUCUCCAAUAUCAUAAAAGAACACAUACUGGAGAGAAACCUUAUGAAUGUAAUCAAUGUGGUAAAGCCUUUGCAGAUCACAGAGGUCUCCAAAGACAUAAAAGAACACAUACUGGAGAGAAACCUUAUGAAUGUAAUCAAUGUGGUAAAGGCUUUUCACGUCACAGUAGUCUCCAAAGUCAUAAAACUACACAUCUUGGAGAGAAGCCUCAUGAAUGUAAUCAAUGUGGUAAAGCCUUUUCACAUCACAUUAGUCUCCAAUAUCAUAAAAGAACACAUACUGAAGAGAAACCUUAUGAAUGUGAUCAAUGUGGAAAAGCCUUUUCACAAAACAAUAGUCUCCAAUAUCAUAAAAGAACACAUACUGGAGAGAAACCUUAUGAAUGUAAUCAAUGUGGUAAAGCCUUUGCAGAUCAUAGUGGUCUCCAAAGACAUAAAAGAACACAUACUGGAGAGAAACCUUAUGAAUGUAAUCAAUGUGGUAAAGCCUUUUCACGUCACAGUAGUCUCCAAUAUCAUAAAAGAACGCAUACUGAAGAGAAACCUUAUGAAUGUAAUCAAUGUGGUAAAGCCUUUUCACGUCACAGUAGUCUCCAAUAUCAUAAAAGAACACAUACUGGAGAGAAAUCUUAUGAAUGUAAUCAAUGUGGUAAAGCCUUUUCAGAACACAGUAAUCUCCAAAGACAUAAAAGAACACAUACUGGAUAG
Arvicanthis niloticus (Nile rat) is the source of this 960-nucleotide messenger RNA. NCBI's taxonomy places the organism in Eukaryota, Metazoa, Chordata, Mammalia, Rodentia, Muridae. The record is from RefSeq and is a predicted model, not a curated record.